CAGAGCGCGCACUGGACCGAGCAGUACACGUGGGCCCUCUUCAAAGCCCUCUCCCACAUGCUCUGCAUCGGCUACGGCAGGUACCCGCCACAAUCGACCACAGACGUGUGGCUAACCACCGUCAGCAUGUUGACGGGAGCCACUUGUUACGCACUGUUCGUCGGUCACUCAACCACGCUCAUUCAGUCGUUUGACACGUCGAGAAGACUCUACAGAGAGAAGUUCAAACAAGUUGAAGAGUACAUGAUCUACCGAAAGCUACCCCGCAAGUUGCGUCAGAGAAUCACAGAUUACUACGAACACAGGUACCAGGGCAAGAUGUUCGAUGAACAGAGCAUUCUAGCUGAAGUCAACGAGUGCUUAAGAGAGGAAAUAAUAAACUUCAACUGUCGAGCCCUGGUGGCAUCAGUCCCCUUCUUUACCCACGCCGAUCCAAACUUCGUGUCCGACAUCGUGACGAACUUGCGGCACGAGAUGUUCCAGCCGGGGGACUACAUCAUCAGGGAGGGCAGCGUCGGCACGAAAGUCUACUUCAUCCAGGAAGGCAUCGUCGACAUCAUCACGCAGAACGGAGAAGUUGCCACCUCCCUCUCGGAUGGCUCAUACUUCGGAGAAAUUUGUUUGCUGGCGAAGACGAAGAGGACAGCGAGCGUGAGGGCAGAAGCCUACUGCAACUUGUUCUCACUGUCGGUUGAACAUUUCGACAACGUGCUCGAGAGGUACCCGCUUAUGAGGAGGACUAUGGAGAGUGUCGCUGCUGAAAGACUGAACAAGAUUGGCAAGGACCCCUGCAUUCUGAGCAACAGGGAUGAC
Messenger RNA from Helobdella robusta, 813 nucleotides. RefSeq lists its product as hypothetical. The annotation marks the transcript as partial. The transcript is spliced from 5 exons. NCBI's taxonomy places the organism in Eukaryota, Metazoa, Annelida, Clitellata, Rhynchobdellida, Glossiphoniidae. The record is from RefSeq and is a predicted model, not a curated record.